Messenger RNA from Didymodactylos carnosus, 278 nucleotides. The record is from the annotation of a GenBank genome assembly. NCBI's taxonomy places the organism in Eukaryota, Metazoa, Rotifera, Eurotatoria, Philodinida, Philodinidae.
AUGAGUAUUUCAUAUAGAUAUUUACCAAAGUUCAGAUGGGCACAUUUAAAUGAACGUUUUCAAUAUGAAAAUGAAGUACGAAAAAAACGUCUGAGACAAGAAGUUCUUCAGGCUAAACGUGAAGCAAAUUUAUACAUUGAAAAUGUUGAAAAAAAUCGAAAACUACGAAAACUUGAAAAGAAAAUGAAGGCAAAAUCUGAAGAUUUAAAUAUUCGUGAUUGGACUUAUGAUCAACAUGAUCCAAAUGAAGAAGCAACCGAAAGAAAACAGAAGAAAAA